Messenger RNA from Cinara cedri, 12864 nucleotides. The record is from the annotation of a GenBank genome assembly. Lineage: Eukaryota; Metazoa; Arthropoda; Insecta; Hemiptera; Aphididae.
CGGGUACUCUAGACUGGAGGGGGGUAUCCGAUCGCCAUUUGGAUUUCCGUUAUUUUUCAUACCCGUUACCUAUACGCUAUACGAAUUUCGAUUUUUAUUUUUAAUUUUAUUCUUCUUUGCUUGUUUUUGUGAUUUUAGUUUCAGUAGUUUCAUUUUUUUACCGAUGUUAUUCAUUCAAUAUUGCUGAGAAUUAGAAGUAAGUACUUAUUAUACACGUUUAAUGAAAUAUUGCUGUAUAAAUUUAUGUAAAAUACUAUUUUUGUAUUAAUAGUUUUACAUAGCACUUGUAUUUGACAUCUUUAUUAAUCUAUUGGACAAUAUAGCAAAAAUUUGUUUUCGGAAUUCAAACGAUAUUUUAUGGCUUUAAUACCUAGAACAAUAAUUAUUACACAAAAUUACAGUCUACUACAUUAAUGUUCAAUUUUCAAAUGAAACGUGUAUCUUUGGUUAAAUAAAAGUGUCAAAAUAUCAAAAAAAAAUUCCAUUUCCCUUCCAUUAAAUGAUCUACGAUCCAAUUUUAAAUUUUCCUCAUUCUGAGGUUCUACUAGUUAAGAAUUGAACAUUCACAGCCAAGAUAUAUUUUUUAUAACUACCUAAAUUAUCAUCAAAAAGUCUAACAUAGCUUUUGAGUAUCAAAGGCAACCAACAAAAUUGUAAUCUAAUAUAUUUUUGUGGAAAAUGAAAUGCAGGACGUUAAAGGGGUAAGAGUACAGAAAAGAGAAAUUGUAUUUAAUAUUUAGGUCUAUUUUUUUGUCCUCGAGAGCCAGAUUCAAACCCGAUUUUUGAUAUUAAAUUUCUGAUAAACUUUGCUUAUUAAUUUAAAAUAAAUCUAUGAUAAAUUUUGUCUUCGAUUUGAUAAAAUAAUUGUUUGUUAUAAGGUUACUAUCAAGUUACUCCUACACAAUCAAUUAUAUUGUACAAUAUUUUUAACACAAAUUAGGUAUUCAAUAUUUUUGUACAGUACCCACUAGUUUGAGAAUAUGGUUCACUGAUAGCAGAUGAAUUAUUAAACCUACAUGUACAUAUUAUCCAAUAUUGCACUAUUGAUGUCAAAGAAUCACAAUCUUCAUUCAAUACUUGAACAGCAUACACUAUAUAUAUGUAUCAGACACAAUAAUAUUGUGCAAUAUAAUCAAUUGUGUAUAGCUGUAUAAGCUGCUGGCGCCUUAAGAAAGGAGACUUAAGAGCUGUUGGAACUCUGAAAACACAAUCUGAAAAAUUUGUCUGGUACAGUGUUUUUAAGAAAAUGUUUGCUGGAAACAGAGCUUCCAAUGAAUUCUUAUUGAAGGACAAUAACAUUCUGGUAUUAUACUAUAUAAAAAUAAUUUAUAGGAAUGACCAGAAUUGUAUUUUUCAGGACAGUACUUCUUUUUAAUGUUACCUUACUAAUUAUUUCAUGAGGAAGUCACAGUCCCUAUUUUAUUUUUCCAUUUCAAGUGCUAGCUAUUAAUACCAGUGAUAUUUAUUAAAACAUUUUUGAAUAUGGAACAAUUUGAAAUGUUUUUAAUAUUUAUUGGUGAAUCUAAAGUUUCCUUUGAAAUAAGAAUAAAUAUGCUCCUUUGUUCAUAACAAUUUGUAUUCAUGAUAUAAGAAAUAUUAGGUACUUACUAAAAUAAUAUAUCUUGUCAUCUGGUAAUUUUGGACAAAUAUUGGAAUGUAAGUUAUCUAUUUAGAAAUCAAGAAAAAAAAAUGUAAAAUAUUAAAUAUGAAUAUCUGUGAAAAUAACUUCUUAAUUAGAGGGGAGUUAACAUCUCAGAAUUGUUCUAUUAAUAUGUAUUUAAUUUAAUUUAUCUACUGUUAUUGAUAAAAAUUAAAAACUAAGCCCUAUAUAAAUUUUAAGUUAUCAAUACUUAGUUAAAAUUUCAGUCUUUAGAAAAUUACAAAAUGAAAAAUCAAUAUUAAUAUUUUAAAAUUGCAUUUUCUUGUUCUAUGGCCAACCCAACAUUAUCUAUGUUUUUGUAAUAAAUGAUAUUUAUUUAUUUUAAAUUCAUACAGACAGUGUCCAAUUUACAAUAUAUUAAUAGUUAUAAUAAUUAUAAUAUCGUUGUAACAAGUUGAGGUUAACAAUUUUGAAAUUAUAUAAGUUAUUAUAAAUUUAAUGAGAACGAGAAAAAUAAAAUAAAAUCAAAAAUGAAACUUUAUUUGAAUAAAUCACAAACAGAUUAUUAUUAAUUAAUUGAUUGUUGACAGAAGACAUUAAAGUAUUUAUUGGGUGAUUUAACAUGUAACUUAGGGUGUAAUUAGGAAUAUAAAGUAGUUGAUUAUUUCGUUUAUUUAUUUAAAGUUUAUCCGACUUAGAUAUCACUAUAAAUUAAUACAACAAUAACCAUGCAGCUUAAUAAAUUACAAAAUGAAACUAUUUACGAAUAAAAUAUUUAUAGAUUCACAUAGUUUUUUAAUUUGCUUAUUGUAAUUAUAAUUAUAGUGUAUGGUUAUUUUCAAUUUUUGAUUAGUAUUACAUACCUAUAAUAAAUUAAUUGUUUAUUAAUGAUCAUAUAUGGUUACUCUUAAUUACAUUUAUAUAUUCUAAUCCUAGAUUUCAAUAUAAAAGUAAUGGAGGAUUUAAAAGAAAAAGAUUCUACUGGUUCUUAUGUUGAACCAAGAAUACCAAGUAUAACUGGGUUUGGACAAAGAAGGGUCAAUGGAAAACCUAAGAAAGUGUUGGAUUAUUCUUUUGAAUUAAAUUCAGGAAUUCCAAAAAUUGAUGUUUGUCUUCGUUUAAAACCACGAUUAGAUGAUGGCUCACGUAGAGUAAGUUAUUAGAAUUUUAUGAGUACUUGUAAAAUAUAAAUUGACUUUAUGUUUCAUGUUUCAAAAUUAUUUUACAAUUGUCAUAUAUACAGUGUGAUGAUACAUUAGCAGUUUUAAAUGAUACUACAGUUUCAUGUUAUAAUGGGAAUACACGUGAAGAUGUUACUGAGUAAGGAAGUUACCGAUUAGAUUCGAACUUAUAACAAUUUUUUUUCUUUUUAUAGGUAUACAUUUUCUAGUGUAUUUGGUCCAAAUGUUGACCAAAAAGAAUUUUUCAACACAUGGGUGUAUGAUAAAGUAUUAAGGUUCUUAAAUGGAAACAGUGAGUUAUUGUUUGCAUAUGGUACAACCAAUGCAGGGAAGACUUAUACAAUGCAUGGUAAUUUAUUAAUAUUAAAUUUAUUAUUUUACAAUAAUAUUUACCAUUUUUAUUUUUAUAUUAGGAAACUUGAAUGAUCCUGGUUUAAUUCCUAGAACUUUGGUAUUUGUAUUUAAUACAUUAAAUAACAAGUUAAUGACACAAUGUAAGUACAAGCCUGAUAAAGUUAUGGCAGCACAUGUUUUGGAUGAACAGUUAAUGGGGCAUGAAGAAGAAAUCCGAAAUAAAAUUUUAAAUACUUUGUCUUAUGAAAAAAAUCAAGUAAUUUAGUAAACUUUUAUUAUGAAUUAAUGAAAUACUAAUCUGUUUAUUUAAGGAUGAUGAUAAGUAUUCAUCUCAAUUGGAUGAAGGUCAAAUAAUUAAUGGUAUUGAUCAUCUUAAUUCAAACAAUAUUGGAAAAAUAUUUGAUUUAUUGAAGAAUAAUGAGAAAGCAUCUUUGGACCACGGUGAUGUCUCCUACACAGUUUGGGCUACUUAUUCUGAAAUUUACAAUGAAUCAAUAUAUGACUUAUUUGAUAUUAAUUGUUCAACGAGCCAAAAACGAAUACCUCUUAAACUUACACUUGAUCAAAAUAAAAAUGUUUAUGUAAAAGGUAUGUGCUUCUUAUAUAUAUAUAUAUAUAUUUUAAUUUCUUUGGAUCAUAUUCUAUAAAAUAAACUAGUUAUAACUGAUUUAUUGUUAUCAAAUUAUGACCAUUUAUUUUCGUAUAUAUAAAUAAAACAGCUGGACCUAUUUUGAUAAUAUCUGAUUUGUCUCCUUCUCGAAUAGCAGAAUAACUAUUUAAAUAUUGGAGAUUCAUGUAAAAAAAAUUGUAGGGGUUUUUAGGUAUAUUUGGUACAAAUAUCUAAUUGCUUAUUUAUUUAUUUUUGUGUGACCUGUGUAAGCAAAUUUUAGGUUCAAUUUCCAAAAUGAUUUUUGAUCUAUUCAUGUGUACAUUUCUAUUCAUUAAUUUUAAUUUUGAGGUUUUAUGUUGACUAACAAAAAAUAUUCAAAAAUUUGAUACAAAGUUCAUUAAUAAUUCAAAAUUUCAUGAUACAUUUUUUUUAUGGUACUAUACAAUUGUAAACAAAUUAUGUUUUUUUUAUAUAUGGUUUUUUUUAGAUAUAACUGAUAAAAAUUGAGCUCUUCUUUUAUUAUGACAAAAGACUAUUGUAAUUACCUAUGUAGUUAAAUAUUGUAAAAGAAUAACUUUAAACUCAAAUGUAUAUCUUUCACUGGUAAAUGGCAUCAUGUACUAAGUUGGUUAAUAAUGAUUAUGGAUAUAUAAUAACUUUUUUAUUUACAUAAUUUGUUUUUGCUUAUUAUUAUAAAUUAUUUAUUUUUACAGUUAGUACUGUUGUGAUAUUUUGAAUUGUACAACAUUACUGCUGCAUGGCAAGCACAUUUUUUAGUGCCUUAACCACUUUCAUAGUUACAUCUUGUGUACCUUUGAUGACCAGCUACUCCUUGUCCCUCAGCUUUGUGAAGUUAUUUCCUUUUUUAUUUUUUCCACUGCUUCAUCGUAGUAUGAAUUUCUCAUUACACGAGGAAACUUGUGCUCUUGUGUAUUUAUAUAUCAACAUGCCAGAUGACAUGUAUAAAUUAUGUAAUUUAAUGUUAAUUAUUAUUAAAUAAAAUAAUAAGUGCCUAGCUAAAUGUUGGUACCAUGUACAUAAUGUGCAAAAGAGGUUGUGCUUGUUAUGCAACUGCAAGUUUGUACAAUACAAAAUGUCAUAAUAACUGUAAAAAUAAAUAAUUUAUAAUAUUAAUGAUAAUAUCUUACUUAUAAACAAAAACAAAUUAUUUAAAUAAAAAUGAUUUUACACCAAUAAUCAUCAUUAAUCAAUAAAUUUAGUAAUUGAUGUCAAUAACCAGGGAAUGCCUACACAAUUACAACAUUUACUGAUUUUUAGGAAAAUUAUAUUUUUCAUAACAUAUAUAUUUAUAAACAUUUUUUUUAGGUCUUACUCAUGUAUUUAUUAAAUCUGCAGAAGAAGCAUAUAAAGCAAUGUCUUUUGGUAGAAAUAACUUAAAAAUUGCAAGCAAUACUUUAAACAAAUCUUCAAGUCGUUCACAUUGCAUUUUCACAUUAAAAUUAAUGAGAGUAGAAAAUGUGGAAUCCCCUUCAACUGCUGUCAUUAGCAGGUUUAGUGUUUUCUUUAAAAAAAUUUUAAUGGAAGCUUUUAAUUUUUGAAAUUUACAAUAUUCUUAAUUUUUAGUAUUACUUUUUGUGACUUGGCUGGUUCUGAACGUCUUAAAAAAACCAUGAACAUUGGUGAUCGACUUGCUGAAUCUAAAAAAAUAAACACAUCACUGUUAGUACUAAAUAAAUGCUUUUCUGUACUACGGUAUGUAUUUAUUUAAAUUUUAAUAUUUUUGAAUUUAUCUAUUAAUUUAUCAUUUUUAUACAUUACUUAAAGUGACAAUCAAAAACGCGGAGAAAAUCAUUUAGUUCCAUUUAGAGAAUCUAAAUUAACCCAAAUGUUCCAAACUGCUUUAACAGGCAUUAAUCGAACUGGUAUAUCAAUGUCUGUUAAUGUUGAUAUGUCUCCUAGCCUAUUUGAAGAGACAAAACAAGUAUUAUUUAUGUCCGCUAUUGUGCGUUCUAUCGCUAAGUCAAAACCAAAAAACAAUUCAAAACCAAGGCCCAGUUUUGUUGUAUGGGCAGCUAACAACGGAAAAAACUCUACACAAGCCAAAUUUAAACAAAGUAUUUAAAAAUUAUAUAUAGUUCACUGGAGAUAUAUAACGAAAUUUUUUUUGCCUCUAAAUGUAAUGAAUUUAUACAAUUUUGGAGUUUGAUGUUGCAAAUUUGUAUUAAUACAUAUGCAUAUAAGCUAUACACAUCUGCAAAUAUGAUUGCUAAAAAUAUAAAAUAAAAAUAACUUAAUAUUACAGUGCUUGUUUAUCAUGCCAUAAGAUAAAAUUAAUGUUGAUAAAUAUAUAAUGACUACAACAUUAUUGUACCCUCUAUGUAUCGUUUAACUUUGUUUUGUCAGAAAUUUAAAAAAAAUUUUAAAUCUAUGUAAAGAACUUUUGAUAUAACAAAUUUUAUCCUCAUCCUUUGAAAUUUGUCAUGUCGCUAGUAUAUUUUAUUAUAUAUUCAUAUAUACAGAGUGAUCAACAUAAUGUGAGGCACUCAUGUCUUGAAAAGUAUUAACUUUUAUAAGAAUUUUUUUUAAAUCAUUUUUAAGAAAAUAGUUCCAAAAUGUUACAUUGCAGUUACUUUUUGUAAUUUUUGUCGUCCUUUAUAAAUAAGGGGUGAAACCUCUACCUAAUUUUUAAUUUUCAAAUAGCUAUUUAUCCUAAAUAUUUUAUAAAUAGAAAAAGUAUUAGAUUAAAUUUUGAUGUUGAAAUGUUUAAUUUCUGUCGACCUCUUCAAUAAGAUACUGCACUUUUAAGUUUAGGGCGGGCAGAUUGGUGGAACAUUAUUAUAAUGCUAUUGUAUCACUACACAAAUUGGUGCACCACUAUUCUCCCCCAUCCAAAUUUUAUAAUUAAAACAUUUUGUCAACUGGUCAAUUAAAAAUUUCAACAUGAAAAUCAUUUUAAUCUAGUACUUUAACUAAUUAAUGCAAUUUUUUAGUACAGGUUGCCAUUUGUAAAUCAAAAGUAUGUAGUGGUGUCACCCUCUAUAAAAAAUAAGUUAAUGUAACAUUAUAUACAUCUACUUAUUUUUACAUAUUUAAUAAAAAAAAAUUCCAAAACAAGUUAACACAUACCAUGAAUUUCUUACGUUAUGUUGGUUCUAUUAUACCUGUAUAUGAUAUUGCAAAUAUAUUAAUAUACAUAACAUAUAUCUUAUAGAUACAAUUUUUGAAAAUACAGAUUGUGACUGCUCAAAUUCAGAAAAAAAAGUAAUUUUUCAUGACUUUUCAUUUUUAUGUAUAUAUUUAUCAGUUAUUUUUUUACACAAUUGUUUUUCUGUAUAGAUUGAUAAUAAAGAUUUAGAAACAAAGGUACUCGAAGAAAAAAAGAAACUCAAACAAGAAUUGCUUUCACAAUUUAAUAAAAUGUUGACUGAUAAUAAUACAUUCUAUAAGUAAUUAAUUUUUUUAUAAUAUUCCUACAUUAAUUAAAAAUGUUUUUUUAUCUUAUUGAAUUAUUUUUUUAUUUUUAGUAAGCAAAAAGAAACUGCACUUAAAAAUAAAACAGAAAUGUAUGAAUCUAAAAUUGAACGAUUAAAAUCAUAUUACUUGGAAAAAAUUCAAGAGAAAGAUGAAAAAUUAACUGUAUGUUCCUCUAUUCUUAAUGGAUAUAUAUAAAUAUCAUAAAUGAUUUAUAUAUUUGCAGAGUCUUUUAAAUUCGAAACAACACAACUACACAACUAACUAUGUAAAUAAUAAGAGUGAAAUUGAGAAUUAUGAAUUUCGGAUUGGUGAAUUUCAACUUCAAAAGGAAGAACUUGUCGCUGAAAUUGAUGUAAAGCAAUAAAAUUUCCCUUACAUAAAUAAUAUAAUUUUAAUUUAAUUUAAUUUUUUAGACUUUAAAAACAGCGCAUCAAGAAGAAAUUGACAUUAAAAAUCUAGAGAUAAAAGUAAUAACAAUUUUUUUUAAAUUAUGUAUAUACCUAAAUUAAUUAAAAAAAUUUUCAACACCUAAAUUAUAUAAGAGCUGAUAAUUUAUUGGAGUAAAUUAAUUAAAGUAAAUGAAAAGGAAAUUAUUUAAAGAAAAAGAAAAAGUAAGAAGAUGUAGUGCAUAGAAAAGGAUAAUUGUAUUAAUAAUUUGUUGUCUGAAUGUGAAGAAGUGAUUGAAAGUUUGUUAAAUGAGGAAUAUCUGAGAGAAAGAAGCUCUAGAGCUGCUGGGAUGAGUAUUGUUUAAUAAUCUAAAAAACAGUCUAGUUGAAAUAUAGAGCUAAGUAAACCUCAAAUAGUAGAAAAAAUGUAAUAAUAUAAAUUAAAUUAAUUUUGAUUUCUUUUUAGAACUUAAAAAAUGUUCAGGCUGAGCAGCAACAAGAUCUUGAUGACAAAAAUCAAGAAAUUGAAGUAAUAAUAAUUAGAUUAAAUUUAAAUAUAAGUUAAUUAAUUCCUGUUUUUAUUUACUUUAGAAUUACAAGAUUAUGUUAACCGAGGCUAAUUUAGAAUAUGAAAACAUGGAUGAUAAUUUAAAUAAAAUGUAUAAUAAAUUUGAUGAAGCGUGUCAACUAUUAGAAGAAAGGGUAAUUUAUUUUAAAUAAUUUUGUUUGAAAUAUGAAUUGAUUAGCUUGAAACUAAUAGAAUAUUAUUUUAUAUAAUUUACUUUCCUCUUUAGAUAUGAAAUUAAUUUUUGACUAACUAAAUAUUAAAGUCCAGUCAUUUUAAUUCCAAUUUAGAUAAUAUUAUUAAAAAUAAAAAAAAACCUUACACUGAGGCGAAUGUAUUUGUUUUAAGUGUGACAGUGUAAUACAAAAAGUUAUUUAAUUUUUAUCUGUAAAAACAAACUACUGCAAAUAAUAUACAAUUCUGAGCGAAAGUUUGGUUAUACAUUUGAUAUACAUUAAGAAAUCUAAUAUAUUCAUCUAUAUAGUGCCUACCAAAUAAAAACUAGAAAAAAAAACAACUAUAAGUAUAUUGUGAAACAUUUAGUUCCACAAUAAUUUGUAUUUGAUUUACAACACUAAUAUUAAUCCCUUAUUUUUAUUAAUUAACACAAAUUUUUAUCUAUAAUUUCCUAAGUUGUUUCUUAUUUAAAAAAAAAAAAAAAUACUACAUAAACUCUACUUUUAUAUUGUUCGCCACUAAGUAUAACUUUAAAUGAACUUCUAGUUAAAUACUUAAAUAUUUAAAUUUGGUCUAACAAUUUUAUUCAAAAGUAUCUAUCAAAUAUAUAUUAUGUAAAAAGCUCAUAAAUAAAAAAUGUCUAUGAAUAGGUUAAAAAUUGCUCAAAUGUUUUAAACAUUUUACCACCCAAGGCAAACAAUAUAUUUUCUGUCCAAUUUUCAAGUUAACAAAUACUUUUAACUGAAUUUCAACAAAAAAAAAAGGUGUCUUAGGAUAAUGGGGAUUGGUGAACUAUUGUAGUUGGGAAGCUAGAAUACAAAAUAGAAUUUAAUGUAUAUUUUUAACCAUCAUUAAAUUAUUGCUAAUGAAAAAACGAUGCUGAAUGAAGUUUGACUUAUAGUAAAUACUCUGUGAGCAAUAUAAGUGUUGUAUUUUUUUUUUUCUAAAUGCUUUACAGGCCAUUUAGAUUUUUUGUGUGCUUCCACCAAGUUUUUCCAUCCAUUUCGGUUCUUUGCGUCAUCUUUGAGUUGUCAGUAUCUAGAAUAUAUUUAUUAUUUAAUAUAUUUAUCCUGCCUAACCAUCUUUGACGAAGUCUUUUUAUUGGUCACUUUUUUGUUGGGUUUUUGAUUAAGGCAUUCUUGUAAUAUUUUUGACGGCUCACCAAACAUGGCCAGCCCACUUCAACCGUUUUUGCCUUUAGGAAUAAUCUAAUAUUCGGCUUGUUAAAUAACAUUAACAGAUUUUAUCUUUUCUUAUCUCAUAUUCAGUAUUUUGAAAGUUAACAGAUUCGUAGAUUUUAAAGUAGAAUUUUCCUUUCGAAGGUGAGUGUUUUUUCUUUCUUUCCUUAUGUUGACUAUGUCUCACAAGUGUACUAUGUUUCUAUUGGACAUAGAAACUAAGUAUACAGUUUCUCUUUUAUACCUUUGGGCUGUAGUUUAGAACUUAGCAUCUUAUUCAUGGCAAAAUAUGCUUUAUUUGCACUAUUUUUUUCUUAAUUGGAUAUCAUACAUAUUAUUUUAGAUUCUGAGUGGAGCAAAGAAGCUUAUGGUUUUACAAAAAUUUUUAUUUUUAUUUUCUAUAGUCAAUUUUUUUACCAACAAUUUUGGCUCUAACUUUUAAUGAUAACAAUUUUAAUAAAAGGAAAUUUCACUAAGGUGGUACUUUAAGGAAGAUUUUUCUUGGCAAAUUUGAAUAAUUGGAAAAAAAAAUGUAGGAAAACCAGAGAAAUUGGUACAACAUUAAACAAAUAUUAUUAAAGAAAAUAUAUAUAGCCUAUUUAAUUAUUUUACUAUAAUAUGGCAUAUAUAUUGUUAACAAAGCAUCACUAUUGGUUAAAUUCCGGUUAAAAUUGUUUUUACGUUAGCAAUGGUUUAUUGUUGCUUAGUUGUACAUAAAAUUCCUGCCUAUCUUAACUUCCCAUCUACAUCAGUGGCUGCAUCCGUCCACAUUAUCUCAUCUUUCUUUUUUUGAAUUUAUGUUCACUUCAAGAUACUUGAGGGCCCACUUUUAGUCUUGAAUGUCCAGUUAUAAGUAUUUAGUUUUUUCCUCAUUAAGUUUCAUUUUAUGAUUGGACUUGAUUAAUUUCUCUGUGGCCUUAAGCACAUCACUUUCUGUAUCUCUUAAUAUUACAAUAUGUCAAAUUAUGAUAAAAUAAUUAAAUAGACAUUAUAUGUAUUAUUUAAUAUUGAUCCGACUUUUCUAUGUUUUUUCCUGGUUUUUAACAUUUGCCGGAAAAAUCGAAAAAUAACCUCUUUUAAGUAAUUUCCCAGUAAGAUUUCUGUUCAGAAAGAGUACUUUCAUUGUAAAUUGGAGCAAAAUUAUUGGUAGAAAAGUUUCUCAAUAGAUUAAUUGAAAAAUUACCGCUCUACAGUUACAUCCCCAGUCAGAAUUCCUUUAAAAAAAAAAAGUGCUAUCAUUGUAAAUCUGAAAAAAAUUACUGGUAGAAAAGUUAUCUUUGGAAAAAAAAUAUAUCUUUGUAAAACUAUAAGCUUCUUCGCUCCAUUUAGAAUCCAAAACAAAAUUGAAAAUAAUAAAAACAUUUUUUUUUCGUUAAUUUUCCCAAUUAUUAUUGGUAACUUUUUUAAAAAUGCUCUUCCUGAGAAUGUGCUACACUUGAAAAUCGCACCAAGGUUUUGUUUUUGAUAGAAUUUUUGUACACAGUGUGAAAAAAAAAAUAAACAUUGUAAAACUACUAAUACUAUCCUCGCUUCGCUCAGAAUCUAAAAAAUAGUUUCUUGUUUUUUUCUAUUUGAGUAAUAUUUCUAAUAGAAAAAUAUUUUCCUCAACUCAAGGUUAAUAUUUUAACUAUUUUAUUAACACCUUAGUGUUAAAUAUGGUGAUUGUUAGCAUAAUUACUCUGUUAUAAAAAGAAAGAUAUUAACAAUCUAAUAAUUUAUUUUUUUAGGAUAUGGAAAUUGAAAGAUUAACAGGAUCAUUGGAAGCAAAAGAAAAUCUUAUUACCGAAAUGGAAAAUCAACAAGAACUACAAAUAGCUGAGUGUGUAAGAUAAUUUUUUUAACAGUAUUCAUAAAUUGUAUAAAAGAAUUAAAGGAUUAUGUAAAUAUUUGUCUAUAUUUAUUAAACCAAAUUUGAAACAUUAAGUGUUGGAUUGGAUUGAUUAAUAAUUAUUAUUUUAAAUAACAAAUUGUGAUAUAGUAUAUUGUUUGACUAUUUAUAAUAGUUUAUUUAUAAGAAAUAUGAUUUUUUAAAUGUUUUUUUUAUAAAAUCCUUUCAGGCAGAAAAAAAAAUCCUAGAAUAUAUGGAAGAAAAAUUACAAGAAAUUGUUAGUUUAGAAGACAAUUUAAAAAAAGAAAAAAUGAAACACAAAAAAUGUUUGCAGGAUAAAUCUGAGAUCGCCAAGGAGUACCAAAAUUUAAAACAACAAUAUCGGAUCCGGGUAUAAUUUAUUUUGUCAAUUUUAUUUAUUUUUCUCUAUUCGUUAUUCUUUAUCUCUGUCUUUUUUUUUCGAUUAGGCUAAAUAUGUCAAUCAGUUGACAUCAAGUAACACUGUUUUAUCUUCAGAAUUGGCGGGUUCGUUAAUAUUUUAUAUGUGUAUUAAUUUAUAUAACAUUUUAAUUUAUAAGAUUUUGUUAUGUAUUAGACAUCAAGUUAAAAAUGACUGAAUUAAAAGAACAAGCAGCAGCAUUAGAAUCUACAUUGGCGUAAUUAGAAAUUGACUUAAAUAUGUUUUUAUUUAAAUUUUAAUUGUUCAUUAUUUUAAUUAUAGAGAUAAUGAAAGAAGAUAUAAUAAAGAACUACAAGCUGCCCUGAAGGAAAAAUGCGAGAAACCUGAAUCUAAAAGUAUAGCUGUAUUAACAGAUAUAAGUAAUGUUCAAUUAGUAAGUUAUUUAAUUAUUGAAAUAUGUUGAUAAAUAAUUUUGAGUAUUAAUUUAUUUUAUAUAUGUACACUUAUAGCCUUUGACAAUAAUCACAGAUUCUGAUGGCAAAGAAAAUAAGGUAAAAUGUAAAUUAUAUAGUUUUAUAAAUUAUAUAACUUUAAAAAAUGUUAAAUGUUUGUUUUUAGAAUACUGAAAAGAAAUCCACAAGAAAAUGUAGAAUCAAAACUCCUAUGUCAAUCACAAAGUAAGUAUUUUAAGUUAUAUCAUUAGUGGACUAAUAGAUGAAAAUCUACAAUUAUAAAUUGAUUAUUAUGUAUGAUUAAAACGCAAAUUAUUUGUUUCAGGAAAGGAAAGAAUAAUAAAUAUGGUAAUUUAACAAUAUAAAUGUUGUAUAAUUUUUAUAAAACUAACUUUUAAUUUUAUCAGGUGGUACUCCUGAAAUGUGCGAAAAGAUGUUGGACGAAGUCAUAAAUAAUAUACCCAUAAGUACACGUAAACGUAGAUUAUUUGAUAACAAACCACCAUUGGCAGACAAUAGUAAUAUCCCUUCUGUAAGUAUUGACAAUUUGUUUUAUAAAAUUUGAAUAUUCAAAUAAUUUUUAAAUUUUUGUGAAUAGGAUGAUCUAUUGGAUUCUAUACUUACUCCUACUAGUGCAUUGCAUCAAACUACAAAAUUCCGUAUUAAAAAAUAAUCCCAAGCAGUAAUGUAAUUGUAUG